This is a messenger RNA of Lactuca sativa (garden lettuce), 735 nucleotides long. NCBI's taxonomy places the organism in Eukaryota, Viridiplantae, Streptophyta, Magnoliopsida, Asterales, Asteraceae. The record is from RefSeq and is a predicted model, not a curated record.
AUGUUGUCCAAAGCCUUAUAUGGCUUGCGCCAAGCACCUAGGGCUUGGAAUUCAAAGCUUGAUGGUUGUCUGAAACAACUUGGGUUCAAAAGGUGCCCAUAUGAGUAUGUUGUAUACAUAAGAAAAAAGAAUGGGAAGUUAUUGAUUGUUGGUGUAUACGUUGACGACCUCAUUGUAACAGGUGAUUCUGAUCUAGAAGUGGAACACUUUAAGGAGCAGAUGAGCAAGAAAUUUGAAAUGAAUGACCUAGGGAUGCUCUCUUAUUACCUUGGUUUUGAGGUAAACCAACAUGAUGGUGCAGUCACAUUGAAGCAAGUUGUAUAUGCAAAGAAUAUAAUUGUGAAGACAGGCAUGACGGAUUGCAAUCCUUGCAAAUACCCUAUGGAGCCUAAGUUGGAACUAACAAAAGAUAAAGAGGGAGAAGAAGUAAAUAUCACAGAUUACAUAAGUGUGGUUGGUGCACUGAGAUACUUAACUCAUACUCGACCUGACAUAAGCUAUGUUGUUGGUUUAGUAAGCAGAAUCAUGGAGAGACCCACAGUUCAACACAUGAAGGUUGUCAAACAUAUCUUGAGUUAUGUGAAAGGGACCAUGGACCACGGUCUAGUUUACACCAGAGGCAGCAAAGAAACCAUCAUCACCGGGUACACAUAUAGUGAUCAUGCAAGAGAUGUAAAUGAUGGAAGAAGCACAGGUGGAAUGGCUUACUACCUAAAUGAGAACCUGGUUACCUAG